Sitophilus oryzae (rice weevil) is the source of this 2690-nucleotide messenger RNA. Its product is annotated as transcription factor GATA-4-like. Gene Ontology annotation, biological process: positive regulation of transcription by RNA polymerase II; cell fate commitment; negative regulation of transcription by RNA polymerase II. Lineage: Eukaryota; Metazoa; Arthropoda; Insecta; Coleoptera; Curculionidae. The transcript is spliced from 9 exons. The record is from RefSeq and is a predicted model, not a curated record. Gene Ontology annotation, molecular function: zinc ion binding; DNA-binding transcription factor activity, RNA polymerase II-specific; RNA polymerase II cis-regulatory region sequence-specific DNA binding. Bases 157 to 1851 code for a protein of 564 amino acids.
GUACUUGGACGGACGCGAGCGCCAGAGCCCGCGGUACGACCAGCGCGCGUACCACCGCUGCCCGCUCGACUGUCUGAUUUCCGUCGCGUAUCGCGAGCUUUCAGUUUUCGAUAGCGCCAAAGCCGAUAAGAAGCUCUUUCUAUAGUUUUCGAUAAGAUGACUACGACCAAGUCCGAUUAUCAGCAGCGUCACUACGGAGUGCAACAGCAGUACGGCGAUGAGCAGCAGCAGGCCGGCGGCGCCCAAUACAGUCCCGCCUCGCAGCACGAGGGGGCGGACCUGUCGCCCCACUCGCGAUCGACCACGCCCCUCGAAUUUACCGGCGCCACUGUCGUCUACCCCGCCGGCGCCGCCACUGAACAACAGGCCCACCAGGAUCAUCACCAACAGCAGCAGCAGGACAAUUACCACACGCUGAUACGGGCGGACAACGGAACGUACUUCAGAUUGGACGAGGUCCCUAUAGACGCCACUGGUGCCUUCCUCCACCUGAGCCAAGCCACGCCGAACUCCAAUGGAAACUCACCCUACAACAGCGAAUCUCCAAGUCCAACAUCUCCCAAUCGGACAACUGGAUAUACGAAUUUGGGAAUAGCUGUGGCGCCCUCCAGUGAUGACCAGCAACAACACACGAUAAUAGAAGCAAGCACGGCACAGUUAACUCAGCUAACUAGCCAUAUUAGCUAUACGGGUGAACUGGAUUCGUCGGGAGUACCCAACACGAUAAGCAGUUCGAUUUAUUCAAGAAACACCCCUCACUACAACAAUACAAUGCAUUACUAUAAUACAGGGUCUCCGGAUUUACACACACAGAAUCAGAUGUGGCAAAAUGCAGGUGUUGCUCUUGGAACCACUCUUCCUGGUGAAGACUACCAGAAAACAGCAACUUCUGCGGCAAAUGCCCUUCCAGCUUUCAACCGACUUCCUACGUUCCAGACUGCUCCUAGAAGUACUACAUCAUACCCAACGGCAACGGCGUACACGGAAUAUGCUGCUUAUCCAGACCAGACUGGCGCUUACAACAUCACAUCUCCCACCUCGUCAAGGAAUAGAAUGAGUGCAGCCAGCACAUUAUCAGCAAUUGGUGGACCAGCCGAGUACUUUACCGAAGGUAGGGAAUGUGUCAACUGUGGCGCCAUAGAUACACCUUUAUGGCGAAGGGAUGGUACCGGUCACUACCUUUGCAACGCCUGUGGCCUUUAUCAUAAGAUGAACGGCAUGAACAGGCCCUUAGUCAAGCAGCCUCGUAGAUUGUCUGCAUCACGGCGAGCUGGUCUUACCUGUAGCAACUGUCACACAGUCACAACUUCUUUGUGGAGAAGAAACACUAUAGGUGAGCCUGUGUGCAAUGCGUGCGGCCUCUACUUCAAACUACAUUCUGUCAACAGGCCUUUGUCGAUGAAGAAGGAUACUAUACAGACGAGAAAGAGAAAGCCCAAGGGUAGUAAGUCGGGUCAAUCAAACAACGGCGGUCAAAUAGCUCAGAGACAUGGAAUUAAUAACAAUAGGAUUAAGGUGGAGAAAAUAGUCAAAAUUGAAUCAUCAUUGGAUCAAUUUGGUCUUACGCACUUACAACAAACCACACCCACAAACUUCCUCUACAACCAGGGAUACCAACGACUCAGUCCCACCUAUUCAUCACAAUCCCCACAAAAUCUAACGCAAGCAGACUACAGCGUCCUACAUCACAAUACAAGUCCCAGUCCACAAUCGAAUACGUCAGACUUGCACUCCGAGUCGCCUCAUUCGCCACUUAUUUUGCACAACAACAAUAACAACAACAAUGGUAAAGUUUUAAUUAAUGGAGAGCACACGUAUGAAAGACCGACGGUUGUGUCUAUAUCGUCCUAGAACCGCAUCACGAAAUUUAAUUUAAUUCUAUGAUAUUUUAUGUGUUACUGAAGAGACAUUAGUGAAUAUUAUUGAGGGGUUUGAUGUUAAAAAUCCUGUGUAAAUAAUUUACACAAACAAUUUGGGAUACACUAUCCAAUAUGUCAUCUUAGAAGGUGAUAUAUUUUUUGAGAGAGUGUUUUUGGGACAUAUAUGUAUUUGAAACUGUGUAAAAAGUGUACACAAUCAACCAUUGAUACUAUUCUAAAUUCGGUAGCUAUAAAGCUACAAGGUACAAAGUUUCUUUGAUAAAACAUCGUCAAAGUAGGCGUAGAAAUAUUAUUUUAGUUCGAGUAUUAUUGUCUAUCGUUGAAUCUUUCUACGGUGACUACUAUACUAUAUACUAAGUUAAUUUCAACAUAAACUUUAAAUGAUUUAAAUCUUAAGUCCUUGACUUAAAUCAUUUUCUCUAAAGUUAAGUCAUUUUCGUAAAGACUUAAAUCAAUGUAAUAUAAUUUAAGUCAUUUUUAUGUCAAGACAGUGAAAAUUCAGAUGAUGUAUCAUAAAAUUAUAUAAAAAUCUGACAGCCUUUUAUAAAAAAAAUUAUAUCUUUUUAAAAAAUUUAGCCUUUUUCUAACGAGUUAAUUCUUUUACUAUUUCGUAAUAAAGAUUUAAAUCACAAAUUAUUUUGUCUUAAGUCAGCUUUCGAAAAAUGACCCAAAAUCAAAUGACUUAAGUCAUUAAAAAUACUUAAGUUUCCUGUGAGCUUAGAGCUCUGAUGUACAGGGUGUCCCACUAAGGAUAGCUCUCGGCUGUAUCUCGGAAAGUAUUAGCCGUAGAGCCUACGGAAAAAAAUAUUU